Messenger RNA from Drosophila kikkawai, 1176 nucleotides. It is a transcript of the gene Lhr, whose product is annotated as Lethal hybrid rescue. Lineage: Eukaryota; Metazoa; Arthropoda; Insecta; Diptera; Drosophilidae. The record is from RefSeq and is a predicted model, not a curated record. Gene Ontology annotation, molecular function: DNA binding.
GACCAGCUGUCGUGGAAGAAAAAAACCUCCUCUGCAAUGUUGGGAAAUAAAAAUCCAAGAAGUUCAAAAGAAACAGCGUCUGUGGUUAUUGUUUAUGGUUUUAAAUGAACAAAAUGAGCACUGACACCGACACUGCCGACGAACAAACUAAUUCACCGUCGGAUGAUCGCAUGGCCCUGCUGGAAAUCAAUAUAUCCAACACGAACGCCAACUCCCAGAUAGUGCUCAACGACUUGCGACUCUUGGAGCUGCUUUGCAUGUACCCGUUCCUCUACAGCCGGCAAAAUUCUCUACAGCAGGACGCCGACUAUGAUGAAUGGGGCUGGGAGCAGGUGUCCAAGGCCUUCAACGAGAGCUACAACGGCAUCCCGCUGAGCACACCGUUCUCCACGGCGGAGCUGCAAUGGCGCUGGGAGAUCAUGCGGCCGCUGAUCCAUUCACUGGCGCGGGCAAGGGGUGAGAUCCCUGAGCCGAUGUGGAAGAUUGUGGUACACAUAAGCAAUCGUCUGAACGCUGAGAAGGCCAAGGAGACGGUGAAUUCCGAGUGUCAGGAUCUCUUGCUCAGCCAGCUGCCCUUUGUGGAAGGGCUCUCGCAUAACCAGCGACUGCGCCUCGAGGUUGAGGUUUUGGACCUUAUCAUGGACGAGGAGCGACGCACAAAGUUCUUAUACGAUGAGAUGAGCACCAAGACGAAAAGGACUGUUCAGAGCGAGUACGAUCAGUUUUUCGCGACUAUAAAGGUUAAGGAACUGCCACCAGAAACCUUACAGCGCCUGUCAUCAGAUGAUGGCUGCUCCUCCUCCUCCUCUUCCUCACCAUCUAGAGCGCCCAAUAUUAUUAAUGCUAAUGAAACGGGCCUGAGGAUAAGCCAUGUGUUCACUAAGGCCGAGGAAACCACGAACGGAACAAACGUGCCCGAAAUCAAGACAGAACCAGUUGACGAACCGGCAGGUGAAGCUUUCCAGGAGGUUUGUUCGCCCCCGAACAAAUCCAAAGACGGGCCCGCUAAGGAAGUAGCAGUUAAACUUAACCUGUUUGUACCUAUAAGAAAUGCAAAAGAGUUUUGUAAAAAGCUACGUGUCCGGUUGAAACGUUUGGAUCUGGACGAAUAUAUACCAUUGGCCAGCAUUCGACGGUCUAGUCGAUUCACGGCCAAACACUAGACCAACCCUCCAA